Astrephomene gubernaculifera is the source of this 6294-nucleotide messenger RNA. NCBI's taxonomy places the organism in Eukaryota, Viridiplantae, Chlorophyta, Chlorophyceae, Chlamydomonadales, Astrephomenaceae. The record is from the annotation of a GenBank genome assembly.
CUAGCACUUAGGAAGAAGUGUAAGGCCGCUGUCUCCUUCUGACACUAUGUAUAAUACCAAAGACUGCAAAAUUCUGGCAUAGAAAUUUGGACCUCAGGGGGAAGGUUCGCGUCUACCUAAACAUAUAAUACUAUUAACCAUACCGAUUGUAAACGUAGCGGAUGAAACUUAUACUGGACCCGGUUGUCGGGUUACAGAGCUGUCAGGGUAAACCCAUUCAAGCAAUAAACUCGUAAUGGCAGCGCUAUCUGGCGGAGGACCAGCCCAACAUGGGCAUAAAUGGAUUGCUGCAGCAGCUUAAGAGCAUUUCACGCCCUACACACGUCAGCUCGUACCGCGGGCACAAAGUCGCCAUCGAUGGGUACUCGUGGUUGCAUAAGGGGGCGUACAGUUGCAGCCGUGAGCUAUGCGAAGGAGUAUGGACUGACGGGUAUGUCCGGUACUUUGUGUCCCGCGUUGAAAUGCUGCUGGGAAACGGCGUCAUACCCGUUGUUGUAUUCGAUGGGUGCCGGCUUCCUAUGAAGGCAGAUGAGGAGGACAGCCGCCGCAGGAACCGCCGGGAGGCCCUGGAGCGUGCUCGGUCGCAUGCGGAGUCGGGCAACAUGGCGGCCGCUACGGAGUGCUACCAGCGGGCAGUCGACAUCGCGCCGUGGAUGGCCAAGGUGGUCAUGGAGGCUCUGCGUGAGCGCGGCGUGCUAUGCCUGGUAGCGCCGUACGAAGCUGAUGCACAGAUGUCGUACCUGGCGCUGCGCGGUGAUGUACAUGCCGUACUUACGGAGGACAGCGACAUGCUGGCGUACGGCUGCCCACGUGUGCUGUACAAGUUGGAUCGCAGCGGCUCGGGCGAGGAGAUCCUGCUGGCUGACUUGCCGCUGGUGCGGGAACUCAACAUGACGGGGUUCGACCAUGAGAUGCUGCUGCAGAUGUGCAUCUUUGCCGGCUGCGACUUCCUGCCCAACCUGUCGGGGGUGGGCAUCAAGAAGGCGCACGCCAUGAUGCGCAAGCACCGCGACUUCGUCAAGGCCGUCCGCUUCCUGCGUUUCAACGGCACCUCCCUGCCGCCCGGCUACGAGGUCCGCUUCCAGCGCACCAUCUGGCUCUUCCGCCACCAACGCGUGUUCUGCCCGCACGACCGCGUCAUGACGCACCUGCGGCCGCUGCCCCCGGGCGGCCUGGGCGGCGCGGAUGUGCAGGUGCUGGCCGCGCUGCCGCCGGAGGGGCCGGAGCUGCAGGAGCUGCCGUUCCUGGGACCGCCCAUGGAGCAGGGGGUUGCGGCGGGCAUUGCUGCGGGCGACUUGGAUCCCAACACCCUGCAGCCCUUUGACCUCGUCGCCAUUUACCGCGGCUGCCGCUACCCGCCCCGCCACCUGCAUGCACUCCUCCACCUGCCGCCAGCGCCACCAUCCUCCCAGCACCAACAGCAACAACAACCCUCGCAGCAGCAACAGCAACCCCGCCGCGGAACGUCAUCCGGCUCCGGCUCCGGAACCGCUCUGGAGGGCGGCGGCAGCCAGCGUCGCAUUCCCUGGGCCCCUGCAUCAGCAGCACCAGGGGGCACAGGCGGCGGCGGUAGCCACCAUCACGGCCCCCCCCGGCAGCACAGCCAGCCGGGGGGUGGCCUUCUUCCACAGCAGCAGCACCCGUUUGGGCGCCAUGCGGGGCGGCCGCCGGUUGCACCCCCACGUGACGCAGCAACAAACGGCAUCAGGAAGUACUUUUUUCAGCCGGAUCCGGCCGCAAGUCAGCCUUACAAACGGCCCGGUACGGCAACGCAAGGCGCCGCUGUCGUGACGCUGAGUGGAGCUGCAGUGCAGUGCGUGGAGGCUGGGGCGCGCAGGGGCCGCAGCAGCAGCUGUAGUCAGGGCGGAGAGGGUGGCGUUGGGACGUUGGGAGAAGGAGAGGCGACGGAGGAUGGAGACGGCGUCUCGGCGGGAAUGGCGGCUGCGUUACGGUUCUUUGCGGUUUCGGAGUCCCAAGGGGCCCUGUCAGCAGGAGCGGGUGUUGGGGAAGACGAGCAGCGUCCGGAGGGCGCCGGGGAUGAUGGGGAGCCUGACGAAUUCAUGCCGCCCAGCUCCAAAAGGCGCCGGCGAGACGUUGGUGGCAUCGCAGGGGCCGGCACAGCAGCCGCAGCAGCCGGCGGUGGUGGUGGCGGCGGCGGCUCUGCUAGCCUGUUCUCUCAAUUCCGGCGCGGUAACGCACCCGCUCGGUCGCAUGGUGCAGCUGGGACCAACGGUGCUGGACGUGUGGCGGAUAGGAACCCCUCUGUGGCAGCGGGUGGCGACGCGGACACCUUUUGCGGCGCCUCUUUAGGCCAAGGCGCGGCGGAGGGUGGCGGUGGAGGAACGGGCAGUCAGGCGGGCUCGCAGGGUCUGCUGCGCGGGUGGCUCUCGGGCGCUGCAUCCGACCAUGAGGGCCCAGGCAGCCAAGCGGCCGCGGGGACCGCCAGCCAGUUCAACAGUCAGUACGACAGCCAGCUCGACAGUCAACUAACUGCCGGCUGUGAAGCGGCGGCGGGCUGGGGGCUGCGAGGCGGUGGUGGAGGGCGAGGGGGCGGCCGGUCGCGAGCGCCUGCGCACCUUGCCAUGGAGGCGCUCUUCUCGCAGCCUUCCGACUCCUGUCCGCUGUCGCAGCAGCCUCUCUGCGGUGGAGGUGGAGGUGGAGGCGGUUCCAGCACCAGCUGGGGCCUGCCGCCCGGUCCUCCCUCCGCCCAUGUCCCCAGCCGCCGCCAGGUCAUGGGCGCCCUGGCUGCGGCCCAGAGCUGGAGGCAAGCAGGCAGCUGCGCGGGAACUGCAGCAGGAGGGACAGGAGGAGGAGCUGCGUUGGGGCUGCUGGCGUCUGGGGACGGCAGCCAGCGCCCGUACAACAGCCUUAGCAUGGUGCAUAGCCUCGAGGAAGGUGAAGACGCCACCUCGCUCGCCACCCGCGAACACGAACACGGGCUGGGAGCCGCAGUUUCGGGCCCUGCUGCUUCGGCAGCAGCAGGGCGUGCUGGUGUUGGGCUCGCUGGCCGGCCCUGCGGUCUGGGCGGUAACAGUACCGGCACUAGAGGCAGGCUGCUGCCACCGCAGUUCAGCAUAUACGACCUGGGGGUUGAGGCUGAGGGUGAGCAGGCGGACGGGGCAGCAUCAGACCUUCUUGGGAGCAUGCAGCCAUGCGGCCCCGAUGCGGUCCUCACGGUCGGAGUCUCCGCGGUUCUUGGCUCACCACACCACCGUGCCGGAAGCGGCCCAAGGCGCUAUCUCGUGGGUGCCGGAGCGAGGGGCAUGGAUGCGGCGGGGGACAUUGCCGACGGAGAGGGCGGGGGCGAAGAGGAGGAGGAGGAGGUAACCAGCCCCUUCAAGGGCCCUCAGCGGCAACCACGGCAGCAGCCCGUUCUGGGUCUCCGCCGGCGCCGGAAUUCCGGUGAGCAGCAACAGCAGCAGCAGCCUGUGCCUGCUCCAGCUUCUGUGUCACAUAUGUCGCGGCUGCUGCAUCCAUCAGCCAGGCGGCUGCUGGGUGGUGGGGAUCCCAUGGGCGCUGCCCUAGAAGGCGGCAGCGGCGGCAAGGGUCAGGGCGCCUGCCAGUCGCACCAAGUGCUAAGGCAGCAGCAACAGCAGCAGGAGGAGGAGGAGCAGCAGGAGCAGGCGUUGUUGCGGGCGCUGGGAGACGAUGCUGGUGGUGGCUGCGAGGGCGCAGGGACGCGGCUCUUUUGUUCACCGGGUACACGGCCACGCGGGUCUCCGCCGGCAGAUGUUGGUGAUCUUGACGACGUCAGCGGAUGGCAGGAGCCGCCGUCUCCUAGCGGUGAGCUCUUUGGCAGCCGUCGAGGAAGGGCUGGGAAAGGCGGGGUUGGCUGCGAGGCAGGACGGCUAGGCGAGCUGGACGCAGGCACUGGCGGAGGCAUGGGUGACGAUGGUAACGAUAACGGUGAUGACGAUGAUCCCGAGGCCUCGAAUUUUAUGCGUGCGCUGGAGCGUCAGGAUGCUAACAGCAGGCGUGAAUCACUCUUAGCAGGGUUAGGGUUACAGCAGCAGCAGUUGCAGGACGAGCAGGAACAGCAAGGGCGGCAGCAGCAGCAACAGCAGCAGCAGCGGCGGCUUCAGCGAGCGGAAGGGGUAUUGCAUGGAGAGGGCAGUGGUGACAGCGGCGGCGCGCGGACGCACAGGACGCUCCAAAAGAGCCGUCCCAGACGCUCCAACGACGGCUUCCCAGCAGGACGUGACGAGAACAACGGUGUGGCGUCGUGCCUGUUCCCUGAGCUCCAUGACACACAUGGUGAUUACAUGGCAACCGGACUAGUGGAGGGCGCCGGCGAGGGGAAUGCUGUUGGUCUCCGACGGGCGAGGACCAGCGCAGCUACGGUUGCCGCACGACUGGCAGCAGCAGCAGCCGCUGCUGCUAAGUCCCCUGGCGGUGAUGGCAGCGGUGGUGGUGCAGUUGCUGCCAUUGCUGCGCUGCGUCGGACGUCGCCUAUCGGUGGGCUUGGUCAACAGGCACCGCAUGAGCAGCGCUGCUAUGGGGCAGAUGCAGGCGAAGACCGUGGAGGCAUGCAGGUGGUAACUGACACGGCAGGAGCACAGCAGGAGGAGGAGGAGCGACGGCCGCAACCGGCGGAGGCGGACCGGCAUGGGGCCGAGGCGAAUGUAGGUGGUGCGGGUGAGGCGGCAGCCCAUCGGAGCAUGGAGGGCGAGGAGGAGGGAGACGAGGAUGUGGAGAUUAUCGCGGAUGUGGCCGCUGAUGGAACCGCAGCCCAUGACGAUCCGCUGCAAUCUCUGCGCCACAUGGCUGGUUUUGCGCGGAUGGCUAAGCAGGCGCUAACGCGCGUGGAGCAUAACUUGUUCCCAGUGCCGCCCAGCACGACCCCGCCGCCGCCACAGCAGCCACAAGCCAGGCAGCAGCAGCUGCUGCUGUCACAGCAACCAAGGCGGCAUUCGUCAGGCACGCCCGCCGGGCUCCGUGGAGGUUAUUCCGCACCCGGUGCGCCGCCUGCUACCGCUCCCAAGCCACUUGCCGAUUUUGCGUUCGUGCGAAGUGCACCCAAGCGGCGCAGCGCGGUUGGGCGUGCCAGCUUGGGCGCCGCUACACAAAGGGAGCUAGGCUACCGCCCCAAUGUGUUCGUACAGGGCGGCUUGGAUACCCUGCAUGACUCGGGCCUAUCUCCGCUUCCACAGCAACAGCCGCAGCUUUUCGCGCAAGGAACGCCGGGGCAGGCGGGCAUGCAGGGGGUUGCCAACAACGACAGCGCUGGUAUUGAUAAUGACGAGGAUGACGAUGUUGAGAUUGUGGAGGUGGCGGCCCGGGCGGUAGGCUGUGUGGGACGCGGCGUCGGGGGUGGCAGCGGUGGUGGUGGGGUGCUUGCAGGUGGGCUUGCAUCACAACAGCGUCGCGGCGGCGGUGGGGGUGGAGCCGCCCGUCAAGCCCUAGCCGAGGUGGACCUGCGGAGGCCCUUCCAGCCGCCCCGUAGGACUGGAGGCAGCGGUACGACGGGGGUGGGCGGAGUCGGGGUGCGUGGGGCUGGUCUUGGCAAGGGCAAGGGUAAAGGUCUGGAGCUGCAGCAGCAGCGGAUUACUGACCUGAGGAACUUUGCAUUUGCAGGCAGUAAGUAGGCUAGGUUGGUUGGUCAGGCAUGGUUAGCAGCGUUCGUUAGGUUCGUAGCGUAGGCGGUUGGAGCAGGCCAGUGUUUUGUGAAGCAGGUACAGGCUCUAGGGACAGCGAUAUAGAUAGGUACCGGUGUGUGUAGGUUGCUAGAGUGGGGGCAGACGGCAGCAUUCGGAUGUAACAGUUUUGAGCCAACAAUGGCUGUAUGUACCGUAUGUGAUGUUUUUUGUGGGUGUUAUGAAAAGUAGCCGCAAGUUGGAACGUAUUUUUCGCCGGUGUGUCGUGUGUUAAGAAAACUGGCCGUGUGUCGUGUGUCGACGCUGGACGGUGCUUACCCAGGUGUCAGGACACCCAGGUUACUCUAGAGUACUGACUCAAGCGAGAACUAAUAUUGCUAAUACAUCAGUAUGGCAGGUUGAUAGAGGGUCGUAAUGCGAGCGCUCGCGGGUUUCUUGGUGUUUGCGUGUGCCGUGCUUCUUGCUGCCCUUGGCGGGCAGCAUGGUUAGCAUGUAGGCAGCCGGACACAGGCCAGGUAUGACCAUGCAUGCUGCCAGCCCCACAAGACUCAACGGAGUCAACGUGGAUGGAUUCAUAUUCCAUCACCGACCUAACCUAGUUGCUCCAGACCAAUUCUGGCCACGCCGGGCAACGGGUGAAACUUUGCUGGCCAGUUACUGGAUCAAUCAGCUUUAACUGUAUUGUAAGUAUCCUGCGAGG